UUUCGUGCUGGUAAUUUGAAGUAAGCAGAUGUCUAGAUAUAAGCUUGGAAAGUGGCCAGUUGGAUAUUGCUCACGGCUGCAGCUGAAGACUCCAGCAGCCUUUUCCCCUCUUUGCUUCCAUUUGGAGAGGAAGCCGUCAGCGGCUGUGUGACUUCAGUAGACGUGGGGCUUGGCCCCGGCUUGCAGCUGGGAUCAGUCUUCAGUGGCGAUUUGGAGUGGGUCACAGUUCUUCCUGCCUGCCUGUCUGCUUGUUUAGUCUCUGAUGUCUGGUCCCCAGGGCCCUGGCUCUUCCCCCACGCCUUCAGCCUGCACAGUCCCUUCUCUCAUUCUCAGGCUGCAGAACCUGGAAGUACAGUUGUUCCCUUCUUACCCGCUGUUUCAGUUACCUGAGGUCAACCAUGGCCUGAAAAUAUUACUUGGAAAAUUCCAGAAAUAAACAAUUCAUAAGUUUUAAAUUGCACGCUGUGAUGAAACCUCGCGCUGUGCAGCCUGGGCAGUGAAUCGUCCCCUUUGUUCAGCGUCCCCACGCUGUGGACGCUCCCCAACCAUAGUCACUUAGUAGCUGGCUCGGUUAUCAGAUCGACCGUCACAGUGUCCCAGUGCAAGUCACCCUUAUUUUCCACCAUCAUGGCCCCAAAGCGCAAGAGAAUCGAUGCUGGCAAUUUGACUAGACCAAAGAGAAGCCGGAAGGUGCUUCCUCUAAGUGAAAAGGUGAAAGUUCUCGACUUGAUCAGGAAAGAAAAAAAAUCCUACGCUGAGGUUGCUAAGAUCUACGGAAAGAAUGAAUCUUCCAUCCGUGAAAUUGUGAAGAAGGAAAAGGAAAUCCGUGCUAGUUUUGCUGUCUCACCUCCAACUGCUAAAGUGACGGCCACCGUGCGUGACAAGUGCUUAGUCAGGAUGGAACAGGCGCUGCAUUUGUGGGUGGAAGAGAUGAACAGAAAACGUGUUCCGAUUGACAGCAACGUGUUGCGCCGGAAAGCGCUGAGCCUAUACCAGGACUUCAGCAAGGGACGCCCUGAAACUGACCCCAAGCCAUUUACUGCGAGUAAGGGAUGGUUACACAGAUUCAGGCAUAGAUUCUCACACCAUUACAAGAACAAGAAGAAGGGGAUCAUGGCCCAGGUAGCAGUGUCUACUCUGCCCGUUGAAGAAGAGCCCUCUUCAGAGAGCAGGAUGGUGGUGACAUUCCUCGUGUCUGCCCUUGAGUCCAUGUGUAAAGAACUGGCCAAGUCCAAGGCAGAAGUGGCCUGCAUCGCUGUGUACGAAACAGACGUGUUUGUCGUCGGAACCGAGAGAGGAUGCGCUUUCGUUAAUGCCAGGACGGAUUUUCAGAAAGACUUUGCAAAAUACUGUGUUGCAGAGGGGCGGCGCGAAAUGAAACCUCCCUGCCCCGUGAACGGGAUGCAGGUCCACUCGGGAGAAACGGAAAUACUCAGGAAGGCAGUGGAGGACUAUUUCUGCCUUUGUUAUGGGAAAGCAUUAGGGACGACGGUCAUGGUGCCUGUUCCGUAUGAGAAGAUGCUUCGAGACCAGUCGGCGGUGGUGGUGCAGGGACUUCCGGAAGGCGUUGCCUUUCAGCACCCUGAGAAUUACGACCUGGCCACCCUGAAAUGGAUUUUGGAGAACAAAGCAGGGAUUUCAUUCAUCAUAAACAGACCCUUCCUAGGACCAGAGAGUCAGCUGGGUGGCCAUGAGAUGGUGACAGAUGCUGAGAGAUCCAUAGUAUCACCACGUGAAAGCUGUGGCCCCAUCAGUGUGAAAACUGAACCCAUGGAAGAUUCUGGCAUUUCCCUGAAAGCAGAAGCUGUCUCAGUCAAGAAAGAAUCAGAAGAUCCUAAUUACUGUCAAUAUAACAUGCAAGGAAGCCACCCUUCUUCCACAAGCAAUGAAGUAAUAGAAAUGGAAUUACCAAUGGAAGGAAACACAAAUUCAUCCAGUGUUACAAAUUCUGCGGCAGGUGUUGAAGAUCUUAACAUCGUUCAGGUGACUGUUCCAGAUAAUGAGAAAGAAAGAUUAUCAAGUAUCGAAAAGAUUAAACAGCUAAGAGAACAAGUUAAUGACCUCUUUAGCCGAAAAUUUGGUGAAGCAAUUGGUGUGGAUUUCCCUGUGAAAGUUCCCUACAGGAAGAUCACAUUCAACCCUGGCUGUGUGGUAAUUGACGGCAUGCCCCCAGGGGUGGUGUUCAAGGCCCCUGGCUACCUGGAAAUCAGUUCUAUGAGGAGGAUCUUGGAUGCAGCUGAGUUUAUCAAAUUCACAGUCAUCAGGCCACUUCCAGGACUUGAGCUCAGUAAUGUGGGAAAACGUAAGAUAGACCAAGAGGGCCGUGUGUUUCAAGAAAAGUGGGAGAGAGCGUAUUUCUUCGUGGAAGUGCAGAAUAUUCCAACGUGUCUCAUAUGCAAACAAAGCAUGUCUGUGUCCAAAGAAUAUAACCUGAGACGCCACUAUCAAACCAACCACGGCAGGCACUAUGACCAGUAUACGGAAGGAAUGCGUGACGAGAAGCUUCACGAGCUGAAGAAGGGGCUCAGAAAGUAUCUCUCAGGCUCCUCAGACACUCAGAGUCCCGAGCAAAAACAAGCGUUUGCAAAUGCAAGUCCCACCCAGAAUCCCCCCGUGCAGCCCGUAGAGGACACGGCCAGGAACUUGUGGGAGAAGUUACGUGAGAAAAUCAGGUCUUUUGCGGCAUAUUCCAUCGCAAUCGAUGAGAUCACGGAUAUAAAUAAUACCACCCAGCUGGCCAUCUUCAUCCGGGGCGUCGAUGAGCACUUUGAUGUGUCCGAAGAACUUCUGGACACAGUGCCCAUGACAGGCACAAAAUCUGGAAACGAGAUCUUUCUGCGUGUUGAGAAGAGUCUGAAAAAGUUCGGUGUUGACUGGUCAAAGUUAGUCAGCGUGGCCUCCACUGGCACUCCAGCAAUGGUGGAUCCCAAUAAUGGACUUGUCACAAAACUGAAGUCCAGGGUGGCGACGUUCUGCAAGGGCGUGGAACUGAAGUCCAUCCGUUGCAUCAUUCAUCCGGAAUCACUCUGCGCUCAGAAGUUGAAGAUGGACCACGUCAUGGACGUGGUAGUGAACUCUGUGAACUGGAUAUGCUCCCGGGGACUGAACCACAGUGAGUUCACAACGUUGCUCUAUGAGCUGGACAGCCAAUAUGGCAGCCUCCUGUACUACACGGAGAUUAAGUGGCUCAGUCGAGGGCUGGUGCUAAAGAGAUUUUUCGAAUCGUUGGAAGAAAUUGACUCUUUCAUGUCAUCCCGAGGGAAGCCCCUGCCUCAGCUGAGCUCCAUAGACUGGAUCCGAGACUUGGCCUUCCUGGUUGACAUGACGAUGCAUCUGAACACUUUGAACAUCUCCCUCCAAGGGCACUCCCAAAUCGUCACGCAGAUGUACGACUUGAUCCGGGCGUUCCUAGCCAAACUGUGCCUCUGGGAGACUCAUUUGGCGAGGAAUAAUCUGGCCCACUUCCCCACCCUGAAAUCGGUUUCCAGAAACGAAAGCGACGGGCUGAACUACAUCCCCCAAAUCGCGGAACUCAAGGCCGAGUUCCAGAACAGGCUGUCUGAUUUCAAACUCUACGAAAGCGAACUGACUCUGUUCGGCUCCCCGUUCUCCACGAAGAUCGACAGCGUGCACGAGGAGCUCCAGAUGGAGGUUAUCGACCUGCAGUGCAACACGGUCCUGAAGACGAAAUACGACAAGGUGGGGAUACCGGAAUUCUACAAGUACCUCUGGGGCAGCUACCCCAAAUACAAGCAACACUGCGCCAAGAUCCUCUCCAUGUUCGGGAGCACCUACGUCUGCGAACAGCUGUUCUCCAUUAUGAAACUGAGCAAAACGAAAUACUGCUCCCAGCUAAAGGAUGCCCAGUGGGAUUCCGUACUCCACAUCGCAACGUGAUGGAGAGAGAGCCCCUGGCAGUGCCCUAUGGUGGGAAAGGCUGGGGUCUUCUAGGCCCGAGGGAUUGGGAGAUGACAGCAUCAAUUCUUUUUGUUUGUUUGUUUUUCUUUUUUGAGACAGAGUCUUGCUUUGUCACCUAGGCAGGAAUGCAGGGGCGCGAUCUCAGCUCACUGCAACCUCCAGCUCCCGGGUUUGAGCGAUUCUCCUGCCUUGGCCUCCUGAGUAGCUGGGACUACAGGUGCGUGCCACCAUGCCCGGAUAAGUUUUGUAUUUUUAGUAAAGAUGGGGUUUCACCAUGUUGGCCAGGCUGGUCUUGAACUCCUGACCUCAGGUGAUCCACCCACCUCGACCUCCCAAAGUGCUGGGAUUACAGGUGUGAGCCACUGCGCCCAGCCUAAAAUGAAUUCUUAAACAUUUGUUUUUUUCCAUUUUUUUCCACUUUGAUUCAGAAAUAUAAUCUGCAAUAUCGUACUUGUUUAUAUGACAUUGUAUGCCUCGCUGUUCAGUAAAAAUCAAGAAGGUUUUAUUGUAUCAUUGGUAGUUGACUUUUCUAUGCCUGGCUGCUUCAUUCCUUCACAUUACCUGCCUGCCCCCCGCAGAGGCACUGUAGUUGGCAUCCUGAAGUUUAAAUCAGUCAACAGAGAAAUAGGUAGAGAGACAUGUAUAUCUGUUUUUUGUUUUGAAAUGGAGUCU
Saimiri boliviensis boliviensis (Bolivian squirrel monkey) is the source of this 4590-nucleotide messenger RNA. Its product is annotated as general transcription factor II-I repeat domain-containing protein 2B. The record is from RefSeq and is a predicted model, not a curated record. Gene Ontology annotation, molecular function: DNA binding. Gene Ontology annotation, cellular component: nucleus. Lineage: Eukaryota; Metazoa; Chordata; Mammalia; Primates; Cebidae.